AUACAACCUUAGUGUAAUAUGUGUUGCCUAUUUAAAAAUUUAAGUAAAUUUAAAAAAGUGAUAGGUUAGGGUUUAAUUUUCAGAUUUAAAAAUUUAAAAAAUAAACAAUUUUAAAUGGUAAAAUGGAACCUCUCGCAAUCAAAAAAUUGGACGAGGCUGUUAUCAAUAGAAUAGCAGCCGGCGAAGUAAUACAGCGACCAGCAAAUGCUCUGAAAGAACUCCUUGAAAACAGCCUUGAUGCUAAAUCCACUAAUAUUCAAAUAACCCUCAAACAUGGCGGGCUUAAAUUAUUGCAGAUACAAGAUAAUGGAACUGGAAUUAGGAAGGAAGACUUUGAAAUAGUGUGCGAACGAUUUACGACUUCUAAAUUACAAGAAUUUGAAGAUUUACAUAAGAUAUCCACAUAUGGUUUUCGUGGUGAAGCACUAGCAAGCAUUUCCCAUAUAGCCCAUUUAACAAUCACCUCGAAAACCAAAUUAGAAAUUUGUGCUUAUCAAGCAAGUUACAUUGACAGUAAAUUACAAGGACCACCAAAGCCUACAGCGGGUAAUCAAGGAACUAUAAUAACUGUUGAGGAUUUGUUUUAUAAUAUGCAUGUAAGAAAGAAAGCUUUAAGAUCUCCGGCUGAAGAAUAUCAGAAAAUUGCUGAUGUUGUUAGUAAAUAUGCUAUUCAUAAUGCCCAUGUUGGUUUUGCUUUAAAGAAAUUCGGUGAAAAUAAUGACAUAAGGACUCCUCAAAAUUCCAAUCACGUCGACAACAUACAAAUCAUUUACGGUAGUUCAAUAGCUAGAGAACUCAUUGAAUUUUCUUUGGAAAAUCAACAAUUCCAAUUCAAAGCAAACGGAUACAUAUCUAAUGUAAAUUAUUCGCCCAAAAAGUUCCAGUUGCUUUUAUUUAUUAACCACAGACUCGUUGAUUGUCAAAGUUUAAAAAAAUGUAUAGAUCAAGUAUACGCAACUUAUUUGCCAAAAAACGCGCAUCCUUUCGUUUAUCUGAGUCUCGAAUUAGAUCCGAAUAACAUAGAUAUCAACGUGCAUCCGACCAAACACGAAGUACAUUUCUUAAACGAAGAUCAAAUUAUCGAAUGCAUUGCAACUGCAAUUGAAACCAAACUAUUAGGCAGUAACAAUUCUAGAACGUUCUUUGCGCAGGCGAAAUUACCGAAAGUUAUGGACUUACAAGUUCUCGAAUUGCGUGAUAAGUCUAAUCCUCCGGCCAAAUCGACGCAAGUCUAUAAUAUGGUGAGAACGGACGCGAAAGAACAAAAAUUAGAAAAGUUUUUCGGCGAAGCAAUAAAAAAAAGCGAUAAAGUAGAAGAGAAAAGAGAACAACCGUUAAAAAGACUAAACGAAUCUGUGACAGAGGAAGAGCUUCAAAAGCACGAAGAAUCGUUUUUGAAUAGAGCAGAAAAUCUCGAAGAUCUGAUUAAUUUGAAUAGAACCGUAGAAAAAGCGAGCGAAGCUGUUCCUGAUAAAAAUAACCCUGAAUCGGCAGACGUUAUUGAAAUUAUAGAAACAUCAGUCGAUAAUGAUGUAAAAGAAAUGGAAAUACCGUCAACUUCAAAGCAUUAUGAACCUUUAAACGCCUCGUUCAUUAAAAAAGUUACAAGACAUGAAACCAAAUUAACGAGCGUUCUGCAACUUCGUAAAGAAAUCGAACAAAACUGCCACAGGAUGUUGCGCGAAACGUUCGCCCAACACGUUUUCGUCGGCAGCGUGGAUCCCGCGCAAGCGCUGAUCCAGUACAACACGAAAAUGUACCUGUGCAACACCAGAGCCAUCUUGUGCGAACUGUUCUAUCAGUUCGUCAUGUACAACUUUCAGAAUUUCGACAGUUACACUUUUUCGAAUAAAAUAUCCGUUUUCGAGUUGGCUUUGACGUGCAUGGAGUUGCCGGAAACCGGUUGGACGCCUGAGGAUGGAGAUAAGGCGGAGCUGUCGAAACGCGUUACCGAUAUUUUGAUCGAUAAGGGGCCCAUGAUGAAGGAUUAUUUUUCGGUCGAAGUUGAUAAAGACGGAAAUAUAUGCAGCAUUCCAAUAUUAUUAGAAAAUUAUUUACCAGAUCCUACGGGUCUACCGUUGUACAUCGUUCGUUUGGCUACGGAAGUCAACUGGGACUCGGAAAUGGAAUGUUUUCGAACUUUCGCCCAAGAAACGGCCAAAUUCUAUGCCAAAGUUCCGAAGGAAACCAAUCAGAACGAGAAGGACUGGCAAUGGGUCACGGAACAAAUUUUAUAUCCGGCUAUAAAAGAGUAUUUUAUUCCGCCUAAAUCGUUUACGGAAAACGGCGCCUUGUUGGAAAUUGCCGAUUUGCAUAAUUUGUAUAAAGUUUUUGAACGUUGUUAAAUUUUUGAGUUACUUGUAUUUUUUUAUUUUUUUUUAUUAAAGCUGAUAUUGUUA
Molecule: messenger RNA, 2399 nt
Organism: Psylliodes chrysocephalus
Lineage: Eukaryota; Metazoa; Arthropoda; Insecta; Coleoptera; Chrysomelidae
Source: the annotation of a GenBank genome assembly